AUGACAGACAACGCCGGAUUGUCGGAUAACGUCAGCACAAUGGCUGAGGUUUCGGGAUUAAGAAGCUCUUCGAAAUCUCGGCCCCUAGGAGAAGUCAAAGACAAUAUAAUUUGCUUUGACGAAGACAACCAGAUACAACGGCCCACGAACUCGUCCCGAGAGGGACGUCGCCGCCGCGCCGAAAGGUAUAGCCUUCGGCGGAUGAAGGAGAUGCGCGAAAGCCUUCGUCAGGCAGCCUUGAUCAACAUAGUGGCGGCAGUUAACGAGGGCGGUGAUGAAAUAAUUACACCAAAGAAAUCUCAGUCUGACCCUUUCACGAACACUAUGGCAGUUCUGUCGAACCUUGUAUUGAAUAAGGACAGGACUAUAUCUAUUCCUAAGCAACAAGUGUUCAAGGAGGCUCCACAAAAAUUCUCCAUAAAGAAACCGCUGUUUUAUAAAAAUUCUGCUGAGGAACCUUUUACUGAAGAUGAGGAUGAAAUAGAAGAGAGAAAGAGAAAUAUCUCUUUAUCCCGAACGCGUACCUCAGUUGGAGAAACCCCGCCACAAACGGCCAAGGCGGAAAACAUCUCUAUAUCCGUGCCACUUCAUCAGAUCAACGAGGAAAGUAAGGAGGAGAGUACGGACAAAGAGUGGAUAGAUAGUCCGGCGAAGGUCAGAAUUGCAAGGUCGUGGACACCGCGGCGACGUUUUGUUUCGCUCAACAAACGUAACGAUACGCGGAUUACGACUAGUAUUGCUAAGUGUGAUGCGGUCGAUAUUUACGAAUCUACCGAUACAUUUAACGGGAACUACGUCACAAAUAGUGUACCUCCUCAACACCGACCUAAUUCGUCCAAUGAACUUAAUAUAUACCGUGCCAAAUCACUUCCGUCAAUAUUUCCUGUUAAAAGAAGGAAGUCAUGUGCGCUGCAGGAUUCCCCUCAGAUACUGACAAACAAUGAAAAGGUGAAGGUCGCUGCUCCGUUUAAGCCGCCGGUUCAAAAAACAGUAAGAGAGAACAGCAUAGCAGCAGACAAUCCUUUAUUAUCAAAGAAUAUACAAAAACUUUCACUAGGAUCUACUAUUAAUGGGGGCAGUAAAAAGUCGGACAGUAAACCAAGCAGUGGGGGAUUCACAUUUCCUGAGGAGCAGAUUGAAAAUCUACAAAGUCUUCAACAGGUAGACCCUACCAUGUCGCUUGAAGGUCGUUCUCUUACUAUGACCUCACAAAUGAUGGGCGGAAGUACUUUAAAAAACAGGAGGAUAAGUACGAAUGCGCCCACUUUUAGGAUACCGGAACAUAUACUUACAAAUGAGCGAGAUAUGAUGCGGGAAAUAGACACUCAAUUCGAGGAGCUUCAAAAGCGCUUGUCUAGGAAAAUUCUAAAUUGGAGCGACAGAAAAAGUGGACCAACAUCUUCAGCGAACCAACAGGAUAUUGUGGUGUCGGGUCACAACGUCCUAAAUAAGGACACAGGUAUAAAAUCUAGUCUGAGUAGUGCCCAAAGUCGCGGAACCAAUAAUUCCAUGAGAGGACUUAAACGGGUAAAGUUUGUAGACGAAGAGACGAGCGGAUAUGACGACGGACGGAGCGCUGUCAGUAGCUCAGUGUUCUGGGACGAUAAUGAGAGGAGUGCCAUAAGGGCACAAGGCGUAGCUAAUAAAAUGCACGAGCCAGUCCGACCAGCAAAACCUGUGUCUACCAACGAACUUAUACGUCUCAAAAAACGUCUAAUGCCGGGACAUUAUAAUAUGGCAAAUAAACACGCUAAGUACAAUAUUCUAGACAACAAUAGUAUUCGUAUUUCGGGCAUGCGCUCUCGUCAAAGCACAUCGACUGCUACUAGUUUCGUCUCAUCUCAGUCCGACCGGCGGUCACUAGUGUCCGAAACGGAUCUUGCUAGUUUUGAAGGAUUCGCGGAGUUCAGUAGUCGAGAACCGGAUGCUACAAACCGAAACAGUUCCAAGGUUCCAAAAAGUUUUGGCAUGUCGUCUUUUUAUCCUGAAUCUCAGAGUUUGUAUGUAGGUAGAGGAGAGUACGGUAUGGACGAGACAACGGACACGGAGGAUGAAGGUGACGAUGACGAUAGUGACACAGAUGAUAUACGAAUGGGGGAAGAGAGUUUUCGUGUUUUAAAAGCGAUUGACUUAGGAACUCUAUCUGGAUACCAAAAUAGACGUUUUAAGAAACCAAGUCUCAAGGAAACUGCAGAAACUCAGCAUUAUGUAAAAAUUAAAAUGAAAUGA
Messenger RNA from Ylistrum balloti, 2229 nucleotides. RefSeq lists its product as uncharacterized. The record is from RefSeq and is a predicted model, not a curated record. The transcript has a single exon. Lineage: Eukaryota; Metazoa; Mollusca; Bivalvia; Pectinida; Pectinidae. The coding region runs from base 1 to 2229 and encodes 742 amino acids.